CCUGAGGUCAUGACCUGAACCAAAACCAAGAGUUAGAUGGAUGCUUAACUGACUGAGCCACCCAGGUGCCCAAUGACCUAACAGGAUUCUUGCUGAAGUAGGCCAAGUGAUCAGAUAAUGCCUGGAGGACUGUGGGGGAUGAGGACUUUGAAAAGAUAUGAGAGUGAUCAGAUAUGGUGGGUGGGGAUUUUGAUUAUACCAAUUCUUUAUGAAUCUAAGUAAUGCAAAAUGGACACAGAAGCUAGAGAUUAAAAAAAAAAGAAGAAGAAGAAGCCUAGAGAUCAGGGCCUAGUUAAGAAGAGGGUUCAGAGGAGCCAUACUCUCUCAAGGAGAGAGUCUGUAACAACCCAGAACUUAGUGGCAUAAAGCAACGAUAAAUAUUACUUCAGUUUCUGAUGACAGGAAUCCUUGAAUGAUUUAGCUAGGGGUUCUGGCCUGGGUGCAUGAAAUUAUGAUUAAUAUGUCAAUCUGGAUUGUUGUCAUAUGGGACUUGAGUAGAGCUAGAAGAUCCACCUCGGAGAUGGCUAACACAUGUUAGUAGAGCUAGAAGAUCCACCUCGAGAUGGCUAACUCAUUGCCCAUUUGGGCCUCUAUGUGGAGCUGCUUGGCUGGCCUCACAACUUGUCAUCUGGCUUUCCAAAGAGUGAGUGAUUCAGGAGAGGGCAAGGUAGAAGCCCUAAUGCAUUAUGUGCUCUGGGGUCAGAAUUUAUGCACUGUCAUUUGCACAGUAUCUAUUGGUUAUACAAGUCAAACCUGCACAGAAUAGGAAGGGACUACACAACUAGACAAGGGCUGGGAGUCAUUGGGGGUUGUCUUGGAGGCUGGCCACCACAUAAGGCAAGGAAGUAGAGGGCUUUGAGGUCUAGUGUAAGCUCCCUGUGGCUACUAUAACAGCACCACAUAUUUGGUGGCUUAAAGCAAUGCACAUUUAUUCUUACAGUUCUGGGGGUAAGAAAUUGGAAAUCAUUUUUACUGGACUGAAAUCAAGAUGUUGGCAGAGCCACCCUUCCUGUGGAGGAACUAGGGGAGAAUCGGUUUCCUUACCUUUUCUAGCUAUUAUAGCUGUAGACUGUGUAUUCUUUGGCUAAUGGCCCUUUGUCAGUCUUCAAAGCCAGCAGUAUGGCAUCUUGCUUUAGUGGUCACAUUGCCUUUUGUAGUCUAUAGUUAAGUCUCCCUCCACCCUUCCCUUAGAAGGACAUUUGUGAUUGCAUGUAGGGCCCACCUGAUUUCCCCAUCUUAAAAUCCUUAAUCACAUUCACAUUCCAUUUAUGGAACAUUCACUGGUUCCAGAAACUAGGACCUGCGUAUCUUUGGAGACCAUUAUUCAGUCAGCUAUAUCCAGGCUGAAAGAGGUCAUCCUGAUAGAAAGAUGAGGAGACAUUCAAAUUUUUUUAAGCAAGAUGACUUGAGUUUGAAAAAAAAAAAAUCAUUCAGGCAUCUUGGAGGUCAGGGUAGGAGAAAUACUGAGAGCUAACUAGGAUGUGGUGGGGGAGGUGGGUAGUGACCAGGUGCUGGCUCAUGCCAGUGUGGUUUGGUCAGCCGUGGGAGAGUGUAAAGUAAAGGAGCCUGACAGCCCAUACCUCCAGGCACCAAUAGUGAAGAGCAAGAGGAGGGCUACAGGGGUCUGAGGUGAAGCAGCAGAGAGGGCCAUGAAAAAGCAAGGAAUGUUGGGCAUCUGGGUGACUCAGUUGGUUAGGCUUCUGACUUUUAGCUCAGGUCAUGAUAUCAGGUUCCUGGGAUCUAGCCACAUGUCAGGCUAUACUCUGAGCAGGGAGUCUGCUUCUCUCUUUCUGGCCCCCACGACAUCCUCACACUCUUUCUCAGGAGCCAGUGACUUUCCGGGAUGUGGCUGUGGACUUCACCCAGGAAGAGUGGGGGCAGCUGGGCCCUGCCCAGAGGACCCUAUACCGUGAUGUGAUGCUGGAGACCUUUGGGCAUCUGCUCUCUCUGGGGCCUGAGCUUCCAAAACCUGAAGUCAUCUCCCAGCUGGAGCAAGGGGCUGAGCUAUGGGCAGCAGAGAGAGAAAUUGCCCAGGGCUACUGUCCAGGCCGGGAGCCUGGACCUGAAAGCCAAGUGCCACCCAAGGAGCAUGUCCUUCCUGAGGUGGAUCCAUCCCACGUCACUGAAGGGGAAGGCUUCCUGAGGGAUGCUCCCUGUCCCACCAUACUGAGGGAAGACCGGGAAUGUGAGGGCCAGGUAAAGUUGCCUGAGAAAGAACAGGAUAAUUUGAGGCAAUUGGAAUUUAACCUCAAAGAAGCGCCAAUUCAAGAUAAAAGCUAUGAAAGCCUCAGACUUGGGGAAAAUGGUGUCCUGAGCUCAAACCUAAAUCCAUUCCCAGAGAUUUCUAGGAUUGAGUAUCUCUGUGCUUACAACUCACAGGUUAUAAACUCGGAACGUAACUCAAGCUUAGUCAGUCAGCAGACAGGCUCCUCAGGAAAAGAGCCGUGUGACAGCAGUGACUGUAGUAGAACUUCCAGUCAGGCCAUUCCAAUUCUGGAACUCACACGAAGCCAGGUACAGGAUAAACCCUACAAAUGUACAGACUGCGGGAAGUCAUUUAACCACAAUGCUCAUCUCACAGUGCAUAAAAGGAUUCACACGGGAGAAAGACCUUAUAUGUGCAAAGAAUGUGGGAAAGCCUUCAGCCAGAACUCCUCCCUGGUUCAGCAUGAGCGAAUCCACACAGGAGACAAGCCCUAUAAAUGUGCUGAGUGUGGGAAGUCUUUCUGCCAUAGCACACACCUUACAGUCCAUCGGAGAAUUCACACUGGAGAGAAACCCUAUGAAUGUCAGGACUGUGGACGGGCCUUCAACCAGAAUUCAUCCCUGGGCCGGCAUAAGCGGACACACACCGGAGAGAAGCCAUACACUUGUAGUGUGUGUGGGAAAUCCUUCUCACGGACCACUUGCCUGUUCUUGCAUCUGAGGACACACACAGAGGAGAGGCCAUAUGAGUGCAACCACUGUGGGAAGGGCUUCAGGCACAGCUCCUCUCUGGCCCAGCAUCAGCGAAAGCAUGCUGGGGAGAAGCCAUACGAGUGCCGCCAGAGGCUAAUCUUUGAGCAGACACCAGCUCUAACAAAACAUGAGUGGGCAGAAGCCCUUGGCUGUGACCCACCUCUGAAUCCAGAUGAGAGAGCCCACCGGAGCGACAGGCCAUUUAAGUGUAAUCAUUGUGGGAAGUGUUUUAUUCAGAGCUCGCACCUCAUCCGACACCAGAUAACUCACACCAGAGAGGAGCCCCAGGGACGGAAUCGGCGACGGCUUGAGCAGUCCUUUGGCCGGACCUCACAGCUUGGCCGCCAUCAGCACACACACUCAAGCGAGAGCUCUGGGGGUGGGACAAAGGCAGGACAGCCUGCAAGCCAGGCCCUUGCCUUGUUUGACAUCCAUGAAAUCAUGCAAGAGAAAAACCCAGUUCAUGUUAUCGGGGUUGAAGAGUCUUCUAUGGGUGCUUCUGUAUUAUUUGACGUUAGAGAAUCCUCAUAGGAGAGAAACUACAUAUGAUUUUUGGAACCGCAGGUACAAAAAUGUGGUAGAUCCACAUAGUAUGUUCAUCGAAAGGAGGACUGGGGGUAGAAAUGUCUAAGGUGACCUCUGAUUUCUUAAGGAAGUGGUGCUUCGCAAUACCUGAGAUUCGUAGUUCUCAGAUCGGUCAAGCCCAGUGCCCCCUUUAACCACAGGUGUUUUGUGCCAUUCCCUAUACUACAAAAUGAAUUCACAGGUAAUAUAACCUAUACACGUGUAGUGUAAAAAAUCGAAAAAUGGCCGCUUUUUUAAAAGCAUAAUUAAAAGUAAUUUAUGGUAGAGUAAUGUGUACUCAGUUGGUGUGGUAUUUCUCCAUAUGACUGUGUGGGCCAUUAUGCAUGGACACCUGGGGUGGGCUGUUGUCAUCUGGUAUAUGGGGUAUAAUGUUGGCCAUGAAAAUAUUGUGAGGGGCAUUCCUGUAUGGGAUGUGAUUUUCUUAAGUGGUGACUAACUCUUGCAAAAGUUUGGAACAAAACAAGAUACUAUUAUUUCAUUUCUGGAAUAUUCUGUAUAAAAUUCUAAGCAUGCAGGAGUUAAUUUGUGUUUAUAUGUGAAGCUGACUUAGGAUCUCAGUUCAUACAUUACACUCUGGUUGUUUCACACAUACAUACAUACAUGGUCCACAGGGGCCAGUUCUGUACUUCAUAGUCAUUAGAACACACUUGGUACCCACCACAUAAGCCCAGAUCAAAUGACAAAAAAGCCCCCGUGAAAUUCUACUACAUUCUCUUGGGGUGUCACAGCUCCUACUGAAAGCCAUUACCUUGAAAUUGUCAGUGUUGCUUAAGCCAGACGUUCUCAAUCAGGAUGGAUUUGUCCUCCAGGAGACAUCUGGUGAUGUCUGGAGACAUUGUUGGUUGUCAUAACUGGCAGAACAGAGGGGUGCCACUUGGCAGCUAGUGGGUGGAAAAUGCUGCUAAACAUCCUAUAAUGCCCAAGAUAGCCCCCUUAACAAGGAAUUAUCUAGCCACAAAUAUGCCAAGGUAGGGAAAUCAUGCCCAGCACUACAGCCAACGUUUUCCAGAUUAGGUGAGGGCUCUACUAACAACCCUAAACCUUUGAUUUUAACAAAUGAUAUCAUUAAUUGAUUUAAACAUAAAUGUUUUCUGGUGAUUUUUUUACUGUUUUGCAACAUUCCUAAUUGGUGUGAGAAAAGGAAGAGAAUCUACUUAUUUUUCUGAGUGAUGCAAAUUUUAGCAUUUUUAUCAUGGACAUUGUAAAACAUGAAUAAGCCCCACUUUUGACCAUUUCUCCUCACUGCUGUGUGGGGUACAGAUUUGGGAAUGUUCUACCUAUCAGUAGUGCUUUUUGGGGUAGGGGACACCCAAUGGUAACUUGCUGGUUCCAGACAGCUCUAGAAGCCAGGCCUGCAAUUGUCCCUUUACCUCCACCUCAGCCCCCAUAAUGGCAGCUCCUGAGGGUCAUGUUUCCCCAGUCUCAGAGGCUGAGGUUACAGUGGCCUUGGUGGGUAAGCUGGGAGCAAGCUUGUCACUUGCCUUCCUCUCCAGGCAACAGAGAUCUUUACAAAUUUUUCUAUUUCUCAUUUCAGGUCGCAUUUCCUAGGCAUAAUAUCCCUACUGAUAGUCUUACAGAUGUUUUGAAACAAAGGUAGAUGAACUCCUCAGGGGAGGUUACUAUAAACUACAGAGGACAUGAUUUUAUAAGUAUAAAAGUAAUGUAAAUUCUUUACCGCAAAUGUGGAAGAUGCACAAAAGUAAAAUUUAAUUCCUCAUACUUCCACUAUCCAGAGAUGGUCAUUACCAUUAAGAUUUUAAUUUUCCUAUAAUUUUUUCUUAAAAAUACAUGUAUACAUAUAGUGUACACUAGGUCUUAGGCGCACAAAAAAUGUAUAGUAUUGUUAUGUUUAGAAAAUUGGAAUCCUUUCUAGUUCUCUUGUAACACAUGUUUCUUACUAUAUUUUGAGCAUUUUCCUCUGCCAAUGAAUUUCAUGUAGCUUUUUAAAUUACCUUUCAGGAAGAUUGUAACAGUGUGACCACCUAGCAUUUUAUCAGCCUUGACUUUUAUCCAAAAGGGGGGAAGGAUUUCCUAUACAUUUCCAGGGGAAGUAUAAAUUGAUACAGGCUCUGUGAAGGGCAACUUACUAGUUGCUAUCUAAAAUUACAAAGACACAAACUCUUUGUCUCAGUAAACCUGUUGCUGGGAGUGAAUCCAAUAGAUUUAUUUGUAUGUUGUAGACUAUUUGUACAUGGUUUCCCUAUGGUAUUGAUUUAAGAAGUAAAAAUUUGUAAACAACCUUAGUGUCCACCAUGGGGAGCUGGGUUAGUGAUUUGUGCUGGAAUGGAGAACUACACAGCUUUAAAAAUGGGGACUGUCUAUGUGAUAAUAUGGGAAAGAGCUCCAAGAUACAUUGUUAAAUGAAAAGGUAUAAAACAGUGUGUAAAGUAUGUUUCCAUUUGUGUAAAAAAUUUUUUUGGUCACACACAGACAAACACAAUCUCCUAAGGGUACAAAGUAACAAGGCAUACUGGUUGCUCUUGGGGAGGAGAACUGGGAGGAAAGGGAUGAGGAAUAAUUUUCAUUCUAUAUCUUUUGAUAUUUUUGGAAUUUUGAAACAUGUAAAAGUAUUAACAGUUCAAAAAAUAAAUUUAAAUUAAAAAUCUCAACUCUUGCAAA
Canis lupus familiaris (dog) is the source of this 6162-nucleotide messenger RNA. RefSeq names its product zinc finger protein 8 (gene ZNF8). Lineage: Eukaryota; Metazoa; Chordata; Mammalia; Carnivora; Canidae. Bases 1918 to 3489 code for a protein of 523 amino acids. Gene Ontology annotation, molecular function: DNA-binding transcription repressor activity, RNA polymerase II-specific; DNA-binding transcription activator activity, RNA polymerase II-specific; RNA polymerase II cis-regulatory region sequence-specific DNA binding. Gene Ontology annotation, cellular component: nucleus. The record is from RefSeq and is a predicted model, not a curated record. The transcript has 4 exons. Gene Ontology annotation, biological process: negative regulation of transcription by RNA polymerase II.